This is a messenger RNA of Vigna angularis (adzuki bean), 1280 nucleotides long. RefSeq names its product peroxidase 17. The transcript is spliced from 3 exons. Gene Ontology annotation, biological process: response to oxidative stress; hydrogen peroxide catabolic process. Bases 100 to 1146 code for a protein of 348 amino acids. Gene Ontology annotation, molecular function: heme binding; peroxidase activity. The record is from RefSeq and is a predicted model, not a curated record. NCBI's taxonomy places the organism in Eukaryota, Viridiplantae, Streptophyta, Magnoliopsida, Fabales, Fabaceae.
GGCAUCAUCUGAUUACUGUCUGUGUCCGUGUCUGGUAUACAGUGUGAAUAGAAACUUCAAAAUCAAAAAGGGGCCACCUUUGGAAUCUUUGAGACAUUCAUGAGGAUGGGGAUGGAGACGAGAAUGAUGAUGGCCAUGGUUGUUCUCAUGUUCCUUCUGCAGAUGGUGGCAUCAUCGGAUCUCCGACCUGGGUUUUAUUCAGAAACAUGUCCAAACACAGAAGUUAUAGUACGAGAUGUGAUGAAAAGGGCCCUUGCGGUGGAACCCAGAAGUGUUGCCUCCGUUAUGCGGUUCCAGUUCCAUGACUGUUUUGUGAAUGGGUGUGACGCCUCCAUGCUGCUUGAUGAUACACCCACCAUGGUUGGGGAGAAGCUUGCUCUUUCCAACAUAAACUCCCUGAGAUCAUUUGAAGUUGUCGAUCAAGUUAAGGAAGCCCUAGAGAACGCAUGCCCUGGUGUUGUCUCCUGUGCUGACAUCAUUAUCAUGGCAUCCCGAGAUGCUGUCGCUCUGACAGGUGGACCCGAUUGGGAGGUGAGGUUGGGAAGAUUGGACAGCUUGAGUGCUAGUCAAGAAGACUCAAACGAAAUAAUGCCGAGUCCAAGAGCCAAUGCGUCUGCUCUUAUCGAUCUGUUUCAGAAGUACAAUCUGACUGUGAAAGACCUUGUUGCACUCUCAGGGUCUCACUCCAUUGGUCAAGGUCGGUGCUUCUCCAUCAUGUUUAGGCUGUACAAUCAAUCUGGAACUGGAAGGCCUGACCCUGCCAUUGAGGCUGGCUAUAGGGAAGAGCUUGAGAGACUUUGUCCGCUGGAUGUUGAUCAGAAUGUGACAGGGAACCUUGACUUUACGCCUCUUGUGUUUGAUAAUCAGUAUUUCAAGGACUUGGUUGCUGGGAGAGGGUUUCUCAACUCUGAUCAAACACUUUUCACAUUCCCACAGACAAGGGAGUUUGUCAGAUUCUUCAGUACAAAUCAAGAUCAAUUUUUCAAAGCCUUUGUGGAAGGAAUGCUUAAAAUGGGUGACUUGCAGUCUGGUCGACCUGGGGAAGUUAGGACCAAUUGCAGAGUCGUCAAUGCUCGCCCUGCUCAUUUGCUCUUUGAGUCUCAACACAACCUCCUCAGUAAUAAUAAAUCAAUUUACGAUAUGUAAAUCAAUAGAUGAUGCAUCAUGUCUCUUCAGAUUCAUGCCUUCUAUUUAUGUUAUCCAAGUUUUCAACUAUGAACCAAACUCCACUGUUAAGGUUUGAACCAUCUUUGGCUAAUUAAUUUUCGUCUUUUUCUUCA